ACCUUGGUAUUAGGUAUCCAUAUCUGUGAUAAAGUAAAAUCUUUGGUCAGCAAAACCACAACGGUCAAGUUCUGUGCUUAGAGAUUUUUAUUCGACGUUUGAGUUCAGCAAGUGAAAGUUGUACGUAGAGAAUUUAUUCGUUUGUGAGUUAUCUAACGACAACAAUUUUGCGAAUUUUAUGUUUGAUUGAACUAUAGUGAUUUUGCACACUUCGAUUUUGAUUUCGGCACUACAAAAACAGGGGCCAGUAAUAUACAAGUGAAAAUCCUAGCCAAAACAUCAUGAAUAGAACGAUCAAUGAUUUGCGCAAGGCUGGUAAUGCAGCAGUGGAAGAGGAGAACUAUGAAAAGGCCAUCAAAGCCUACUCCGAAGCACUGUUGGUCACCAACAUUGGUGUGGAGGAAAAGGGAGUGCUACAUUCGAAUCGGUCGCAUGCGUAUCUCAUGUCUGCGACGAAGAACGGCGACGAUAAUGAGGCCAAACUUCAGUCAGCUUUACGAGAUGCAAAUGAAGUGAUUAUGGUUCGACCCAACUGGUGGAAGGGAUACUAUCGAGCUGGACUUGUGUACAAACAUCGGAAGGAGUGGGAUCAAGCGAUAGAGCGCUUUGAUGAGGCAUUGUCGUUAAAUAAGAAACUGGCGGACGUUCGGAAAUGUCGAGAUGAAUGUCGCUUUGACAAAUUGCAAGCGGAAAUGAAUGGUGAUGUCAUAUCGCACGGAUUUAAGGAAGAAAUCGAUAAAGUCAAUGAAGUGUAUGGAACGAAAAUCGAUGUUGAACACAUCCUAAAAAACUACGAGAAGCAGUUGGAGUCUAAAAAUCCGAAUACUCGUGCACAAGGUUGCGUAUUUUUCGGUGCCCGAUAUGUGAAAGGAAUCGAUGUUCCGCAAGAUCUCGAAAAGGGAAUUGGUCUUCUUCAGGAGGCUGUCAACAUCGGUUCACCGGAAGCAAUGGUUGAAUUAGGAGUGUGUUACAUGCAAGGAAUGGGUGUUGAACGGAACAUUAAGAAGGCGGUGGGCCUAUUUGAGCAAGCAGCUAAAGCCGAUCCGAAGAACGGGAAUGCAAUGGGUGGCGAAUAUGAUGGCAUUGCUCAUGCUCAAUUUCACAUCGGUUUAUGUUUAGAAAAUGGUACCGGAAAAACGUUGGAUCAUUAUCAAGCGCGUUGUUGGUACGAAAAGGCUUCCGAGAGAGGUCAUGCUGGGGCAGCCAACAACUUAGCUAUUUUGUAUGCGAAAGGACUAGGCGGAGAAAAAUGUUCAACGAGAGCUAAGCAAUUCUUCAGAUUGUCUGCUAGCAGAGGCAACUACACAGCAAUGGAGUCCUUGGCAUGGACAUUUUUAUGGGAGAAAGAUGUGGAGCAAGCCGGAAGCUGGUAUCUAAAGGCACUGGAAUCGGGAAAUGGACACUCGAUUCAGAACAAAGAUAAGUUUGAUAAAGCCUUGGAGAAAGUUCGACUGUGGUUGGAAAAAGUUUCAUCCGAAACUGACGCCAGUCCGGAAGAUUUGGGAAAGCUCAUUGAAACUAUAGAAAGAGUCACCAAUGACAAGCCAACUAUAUCGAAAAUUGAGGAAGUCGCCGGCUCAUCCGUUGGAAAAUAUUGGAACAAUUUCGAAGAGAUUAAAAAACGGGCGCAAAAUGGCUAUCCAUUCGCAAAAAGGCUUCUUACGUCUAUGAGCUACUUCGCCGAUAGUGUUCAUGGCUUCGAUCAAUUAUCCGCUAAGAAAGUAAGCGCUGCCGACAUCGGAUUCACGCAAGAUCAAUGCAUCAGUAAUUUGGCCAACUGUUUACGUGUGACCGAAAUUGUAGUCUUCUUCCACCCAUCGGAAUUGCCACGCCUGUUCAAUCUUUGUGAGGCUAGGAUAAGUAGCCGAAAGUCGGCACUAGAUUUGGAUGCAAGAGUUGUGCACUGCUUUCUGUUGUCUGUGUCGCAGAAUUCCGAGUUCACUAGUUUUGCGCGAGUGUGCCUGCAAAUGUAUCCCGACGAGAUAUUCUUUUAUAAGAUGCAAGCUGCUGCGCUAGCUCUCCGGCAAAAUUUCGAAGCGUCAAUGAAAGUAACUGAUGAGGCAUUGCAAAAGUUUCCGAAUGACGAAUGUCUACUCUACUGUAAAGCCGGCGCAAUGAAGAUGAUAGAGUCAUGCGGUAAGGAGAAGGUAAUUGCUGCAUUCAAGGAGUUCAUCAAACAUGCUCCAUUUGACGAGCGGAUGAUCCCAGAGGCCUACUAUAACAUGUCAUUUUACGCAUCUGAUGAUGAGCAAGACAUCUAUUAUCAAAAGGGCAUGGAAGCCGAACUUCAAAUGCUGCCAUGUUUGCUGCCAUACCAAUCCAAAUCCAAGUCUUUGUUGGACGCAUUAAAUGCCUUCGGGAAAAUGAGUAAAUCUGGAGUGCCGAGAUCAGCAACAACCAAGUCAACGGAACCAAACCUAAAGUCAUCGGCAGCUGUGUCAAGUAAUUUGCAAGUGACGAAUCCUGCACGCGUUCAAUGCGUCCAACGUCAUCGAGAGACGCUGAAAAAAAUGACGGAAAUGAUGAGCACCAAAAAUUUUUGUGCCUCACUCCUGAGCAUCACUCCGCAACACGAACAAAAACUUGCGACAAGUUCGGAUGGCUUCAAGGCAAUCACUCUACGAGACAUGAAUCCACAUAAAGACACGGUGUACACGCAGCGUCUCAUCAAUCUUAUGAUCUGCGAAGAUCCAAUGUUCGGUUUGCUAUCGGCUAUUCACGUCGUUGUUCGCGACGACAAUGACGACUGCAUCAACUGUUCCUUCUACGACCUUGAUCAUUACAGCCAAACGGUCCGGCAAAAUCUUGCCUUUGGAUCAACGAUCACGGUUCUAAAUCCAUACUAUCGUUUGGCAUCGGAUGGUAGUGUCGCGUUGCGUGUGGAUCACCCCAAGACGAUUAUCUACCGCGAAUGUGGAAAAAACAAUCCGGUCUGUCGGUAUUGUUGGAAAGGAAAUCCGCAGCAUGCGUGUGGCAGCUGUAAACGAGUGAAGUAUUGCAGUCGCAGUUGCCAGACGGAUGACUGGAAAAUUUUGAAACAUAAAAUGAUUUGCGGUUUGAAAUAUUUUGGUGGCAAGUAAAUUUGCGGUGGGCGGUUGUUAUGUUAUCGGCGUAACACGGCUUUUGUUGCACGCGUAAAUAUUUGUUGAAGAAAACUUUUCCUUUUAAUUGAUUUUUGGUUUUAAUAAAAAGAAUUUUCAUGA
Molecule: messenger RNA, 3203 nt
Organism: Bradysia coprophila
Lineage: Eukaryota; Metazoa; Arthropoda; Insecta; Diptera; Sciaridae
Molecular function (GO): protein binding
Source: RefSeq, a predicted model, not a curated record